Molecule: messenger RNA, 3213 nt
Organism: Penicillium salamii
Lineage: Eukaryota; Fungi; Ascomycota; Eurotiomycetes; Eurotiales; Aspergillaceae
Source: the annotation of a GenBank genome assembly
AUGCAGCUUCCAUUAUUCACAUGCGCGGUCUUGCCGCUGCUUGUACAACUUGGUUCAGCUACUGGAGCCCCCAGUAGCCGAAUCAUCAAGAACUUCAAGAGGCACACAGGGUCAGGCCCCUCAACAAAUUCCAGUCGGAAUGUGUACCAAACAGGGUUUGACGGUGUGACCUGGGACGAGGACAACUGGCUACUUAGUACGACCAACUUAGAGCAAGGUCGCUAUGAAUCUCGAGGGUCCGUGGCCAAUGGAUACUUGGGUAUCAAUGUGGCCAGUGCUGGGCCAUUCUUUGAGGUCGACAGUCCUGAGGACACCAACGGCUGGCCCUUGUUCUCUACCCGCCAGUCAUUUGCUACCAUCAGUGGAUUCUUUGAUUCCCAGCCCACCACCAAUGGGAGCAACUUCCCCUGGCUCUCGCAAUACGGAGACGAUAGCGUCAUCAGCGGUGUCCCCCACUGGGCUGGACUAGUUUUGGAUCUUGGUGAUGACACUUAUUUGGAUGCAAAGGUUGACAACAAGACCAUUUCUGAAUUCCGAACAACAUACGACUUCCAAGCAGGUGUCUUGGUUUGGUCAUAUAAGUGGACACCCGAGGGCGACAAGGGGUCAUACCAGAUCACUUACCGACUCUUUGCCCACAAGUUGUAUGUGAACCAAGCUAUCGUUGACUUGGAGAUUGUCCCAUCCAAGGAAACGAAGGCGAAGGUCGUCAAUGUCAUCGACGGAGCAUCUGCAGUGCGCACCGACUUUGUGGAAACCGGACAGGACAAUGGGGCCAUUUUCUCAGCUGUCCGACCGAAUGGAAUUGCUAAUGUGACGGCUUACAUCUACGCGAAUAUCACUGCCUCGUCAAACGUGGAUCUCUCUUCUCGCAAGAUUGUCGAGAACAAGCCGUACAUCCAUGCUAACGAAUCGUCCAUUGCCCAGGCUGUGGAUGUCGAGUUCAAGCCAGGACAGGUCGUUCGUGUUACCAAAUUUGUUGGAGGUGCCUCAACAGAUGCUUUCAAGAACCCGAAAGAAGUGGCUAAGAAUGCCGCUUCCACGGCAAUGAAGAACGGUUUCGCCAAGUCUCUUCGAUCCCACAUCCUGGAAUGGGCAAGCGUUAUGCCUGAAAGCUCCGUUGAUCACUUCGCUUUUCCCAAUGGAACUCUCCCGGCCGAUAGCAAUAUUAUUGACUAUGCCGUGAUAUCUGUGGCCAAUACUUAUUACUUGGUGCAGAAUACCGUUGGCAAGAAUGCGAUCAAUGAAACAAAUGGAGCCGCAGUCAAUGUUGACAGCAUCUCAGUUGGUGGUUUAACGUCCGAUUCAUACGGUGGCCAGGUCUUCUGGGAUGCGGAUGUAUGGAUGCAGCCCGGCCUGGUUCCCUCUCAUCCCGAGGCAGCCGAACGGUUCACCAAUUACCGCGUGGAGAGAUAUGCCCAGGCAAAGGAGAACAUAAAAACCUCAUUCACAGGCUCACAGAACCAGACCCGCUUCAGUGACUCGGCUGCCAUCUUCCCCUGGACAAGUGGCCGUUUCGGUAACUGCACAGCAACUGGCGCCUGUUGGGACUAUCAGUAUCAUCUGAAUGGUGAUAUUGGAAUCUCCCUUGUCAACCAGUGGGUGGCUAGUGGAAACACCAAACUCUUUGAGGAGGAGCACUUCCCAAUCUACGACUCCGCCGCCACCCUCUAUGCCGACCUGUUGGUUCGAAAUGGUUCCUACUGGACCAUGAAGAACAUGACCGACCCUGACGAAUAUGCAAACCAUGUCGAUGCGGGUGGCUUCACGAUGCCAGUAGUUGCUGAAACCCUUCGACAUGCUAACUCCUUCCGACAACAGUUCGGGCUUGAAGAGAAUUCAACUUGGGAUGAUAUGGCCGACAAAGUAUUGGUUCUUCGCGAAAACGAUGUGACCCUUGAGUACACUACCAUGAAUGGAAGUGCCGUGGUUAAGCAAGCCGAUGUUGUGAUGGUCACAUUCCCUCUUGGCUACACCUCCAACUAUAGUACACAGAACUCCCUGGAUGAUCUGGAAUACUAUGCUGCCAAGCAGUCGGCAGAUGGCCCUGCCAUGACAUGGGCUAUCUUCUCAGUCGUGGCGAACGAGAUGGCUCCUUCUGGCUGCUCUGCGUACACCUAUGGCCAGUAUUCCUUUGCACCAUACACACGUGCGCCUUUCUUCCAAAUGUCGGAGCAGAUGGUGGACAACACCACCAUCAACGGAGGCACACACCCGGCUUAUCCAUUCCUCACUGGUCAUGGUGGUGCCAACCAGGUUGCCAUUUAUGGGUACCUUGGUCUGCGACUGCGGCCCGAUGAUAUCCUCCAUGUCGACCCUAAUCUGCCCCCUCAGAUUCCAUACUUGAAGUAUCGCACCUUCUACUGGCGCGGAUGGCCUAUCUCGGCGUGGUCUAACUACACCCACACGACCAUCAGCCAUGCCACUGGUACCCCACCUUUGGAUACUGCCGACCAAAGAUUCGCCAACAAGACAAUCACCAUUCACUCCGGUCCUGAGACUGAUGCUAUCACCUACCACCUGCCAUUGAAGGGGUCCGUUGUCAUUCCCAACCGCCAGAGCGGCACAGAGAACACCGUCGCCGGAAACCUUGUCCAAUGUCACCCGGUCACCUCUACCAAUGCAUUCGAACCCGGCCAGUUCCCGAUAUCCGCAGUGGAUGGCGCGUCUUCCACCAAAUGGCAGCCGGAAUUAGCCUCCGAUCUGAGCGCCGUGACAGUGUCAUUUGAGGAAGAGGCUGGCGCCUUGGUCUCAGGCUUCUACUUCGACUGGGCUCAGGCACCCCCUGUUAAUGCCACCGUGAUCUUCCACAACACAACUCUCCAAGAUCCGGCCAAGGCUCUUUCUUCUCAGAGCUCCGAUUACAGAAUCGUUCAUGCUCUGACCAACAUCACUCAAUCAGACCCAUACGAUUCCGAGACCACCAAUCUCGAUAUCAUUUCCAUUCCCACUGGCAACACCACCAACAUCACUCUGACUUCACCUGUACCCGCCGCCCGAUAUGCAUCACUGCUUAUCGUCGGAAACCAGGCUCUUGACUCUGUCGACGUUGAUGCCAAGAAUGGAACUGGAGCUACAGUUGCUGAAUGGACUAUCCUUGGUAAUGAGAAGAAGGGUAAUUCAUCCACCAAGAGAAAGAUGAGUGUUCGUGCUGCGGCUUCCAGUAUGAGCUCUUUCGCCCGUCGUCGCCACCUCCUCAACCCUCACCUUUAG